Messenger RNA from Folsomia candida, 3040 nucleotides. Its product is annotated as WAS/WASL-interacting protein family member 2. Bases 1198 to 2829 code for a protein of 543 amino acids. Gene Ontology annotation, molecular function: actin binding. NCBI's taxonomy places the organism in Eukaryota, Metazoa, Arthropoda, Collembola, Entomobryomorpha, Isotomidae. The transcript has 9 exons. The record is from RefSeq and is a predicted model, not a curated record.
AGUUUCACGUUUCUUCAGUGCGAGUGAAGAUAAUUAUUGCGGUUUAAUAACUAACAGAACAGUUCAGUCAGUGGGAUGAUGAUGGCGAAUUUAUCAUAGUAUUCUGUAGUAGUAGUAGGAUCGUGGAUGGUGGUUGUAGUAUGUUGUAUAGCAGCUGAACUGAAAUUGCCAAUAUUAUAGUCUCCCCGUCAUCAUCAUCGCAGUCAACCCAUCCCAUUCAUUGUUGAAUUUAAAUAAUGGAGACAUUUGUUGUUAACUAUCUGUUAAUUAGUGCGAGUGAGUAAGGUGACGACGAGGUGAGAGAGUAUUCAUCCCACGAGGAAUUUAAAUCCUAGUCUUCUAAAAUUAUUAAUACUGCUGGACGGUGGAAGUACCGAUUGGACAUUAGAAUUAGGGUUGUAAAGUUAUAUUAUUUUGUGGUCGACUUGUUCUUAAAGGUUAGCCAACCCAAAAUAAAAGUUAAUUGUGUAAUACAAUAAUGAGUCAAAGAUUGAGAUUGAGUCAUAGUUGUGCAGUACAAAUGAAGGGUACAUCCUUGUAAGGCGUCGUCUUCUGUUCCGUCGUCGUGGUGGUCACUCACGUCACACGUCACUAAUUGACAAAGAAGGAAAGGAACAUUGUGCAAUACCAGUCGAAAUCACGGAUUUCUUCAGAAAAAUAUCCUAUUAAUAAACAGCGUAAAGACAAAUGAAGACAAGAUUUGGACUACAAUUUUCAAAAAGUCAAUCAAUCUCAAACAAAAGACGUGGACUGGCCUACAUUACAUACAUACAUAUGUCCUUUGUCCGUCGUUGUGCACUGAAUUUUGUGAUACUUGAAUAAGCCGAAUAUAAGAAAUUGAGCUUCAUCAUCAUAUCAGCUUGCUAAUUAGAGUGGAAUAACGAAUUAAUGCUCGUUCGUGGAAUUACAUAGUGGAAGCGUUGUGGGUGAAAUUUUUCUCGUCACUCGUCAUCAUCAUCAUCUUCAACAAGCAGACCUUAUGCUUCACGCCGAAACAGAGAUUUCAGAUUUAUGGACGCGGUCUUGAGAGUGACACCAAUUUUGCAAACAACGAUGGGAAUAUCAUUAGAUUUUUAACACGUUUUUAUUGACAGACAGAUUGCAAGUGGUUGUGAUAUUGACUUUUACUUGAGUUUUUCCAAUUGCUUUAAAAAGUUUAUUAGUUGGACUCUUUUUGAUUGCUAAUUCUUUUUGAAAAUGCCUGUGCCUCCACCCCCUCCGCCACCUCCAGGACCUCCCCCUCCCCCAUCAUUUAAUUUAAGUUCGCCAUCGGGAGGCGCACAGGACGCCAAGUCACGAAAUCAGCUAUUAGAUUCUAUUCGACAAGGGAAGAAAUUAAAGAAAGCUGCCAUUGUUAACGAUAGAAGUGCUCCUCUCGUGGAUGCUAAUGCGAACCGCAACAAGACUGGACCAAGUAUUGGAGGAGGAUCUGGAGGAAGCAGUAUUUCAAGUAGCUCGUCGGCUUCGACUAGUGGAAGCGGUGGUGGGCGUGGAAAUGGUGUAGGUUUAGGACCACAAGGUUUAGGAGGGUUAUUUGCUGGAGGUAUUCCCAAGUUAAAACCCGUUGGAAGUACGCCUGCCAAAGGGAGUGGAAGUGGUACCGGUUUCAACGGAAGGAAACACAACAAUGACACAACGAGUCCCACCCAUAACCAUAGUAGAAUAACCACAAGUCCUGGAAAUUCCCCAAAUCAUAAUAACUCGUAUAAUAGCAGCAGUUCACCCAAUUUUGCAAAUAGUAAUCAUAAUAAUAAUAACAACAACAACAAUAAUAAUAAUCAUCAUCACCACUCAAUAACUGUCAGCCUUACAAUGAAAAAUAAUUCAGCAACUAGUCUAGCCAAUAAACCUGCGCCGCCCCCGCCACCCCCAUCGAACAUGAAACCAAGUACGCCACAGCAGGCAAAUGAUGUGACCGCAUCAAGGACAUCAAAUUUUGGAAAGCCAUCCCUGGCACCCAAACCUCCUGGGAUGAAUAAUAGUGGCUCAAAACCCUCCAAGCCCAAUCCCCCUCCAAAACUACCAAGUUUAUACAUUCCUCCUUCUGCUAUGGGAAAUUCAUCUUCCGAUUCUGCAAGUCCAAAUGUUAGUUCUUCUUCAGCCGGCCAAACUUCUACACCACCUCCGCCAACACCCCCGUCGGCGGGUGUAAAUCGGGCACAAAGUAUGCGUAUGCCAAAACCAGCAUCACCGUCGACAGCCACCGCCUCGAGUAUAGAAUAUAGAACGAUGGGCAGAUCGGCUGGAAGAGAUUUUGCCAACCAACCUCCACCUCCGCCAAGGAUUAUUAAUGGUGGGAAUCCUAGGGGUAGGCCUUCGCCGUUACGACCUCCUGCCGCCAGACCACCCCCACCUCCGAAUAAAGCUCCACCAAACCAUCCACCUCCACCUCCUCCGGCCACCGCACCUCCCCCACCCCCACAUCGAACAGCUCCAGCUCCUACACCACCUCAUGCUCAUGUUAGAGUCAAUGGGAAUUUGGGACCCUUACCUCCACUCCCAUUCAAUGGAGUUGGAGCGCCACCUCCUCCCCCAACGAGAAAUUCCUCCAUGAGAAGUAUAACAUCUACUUCGUCAAUUACGUCAGUUGGGUCUAGUUCCGGAUCUUCGUCCUCCUCGGUUGUGUAUUCUGGUCCUGACUUAGAAGCUCGAUUCGGCCACCUUUUCAAAUCCUUAGAUGAGCUACCGUCGCCCAUUCCAUUUAAAGGCAUAAUGAAAACCUACCCUAGCAAAAAUGCUCAAUCAGUCAAGAGACAACCCGCUCCCCAACCACCAACUCAUAUCCAACUGGAACAAAAACUCUGGGUCAAUAAUACUUCAACCUGCUAAAAUUGGUGCUAGACUAGUAACUUAAUUCUUACAAGUGCGUCCGCGGUUUUGUAGAACUUUUGAAAAUAGGCAAAUAAUCGAAACUAUAAGACUCCUGUGAAACGUGCAAAACAACAUACGAAAGUCUUAAUCACAAUAUGAUAUCAACUUGUUAUUCAAUUCACGAUGGGUAUUACAUUAACAUAAUAAAACGAUGUGUACUAGAAUGAAA